Messenger RNA from Abrus precatorius (Indian licorice), 1722 nucleotides. RefSeq lists its product as uncharacterized. Bases 1 to 1722 code for a protein of 573 amino acids. Lineage: Eukaryota; Viridiplantae; Streptophyta; Magnoliopsida; Fabales; Fabaceae. The record is from RefSeq and is a predicted model, not a curated record. The transcript has 8 exons.
AUGGCUCCUAAUGAUGUUCCAAAAACUGCUUUUAGGGCACAUGCUGGUCAUUUUGAAUAUGUGGUGAUGCCAUUUGGGUUAUCAAAUGCACCAGCCACUUUUCAGGGUCUCAUGAACUCUGUGUUCCAAUCAUUUCUGAGGAAGUUUUUGCUACUUUUCUUUAAUGAUAUACUGAUAUAUAGCAAGGAUUUGGAGAGCCAUGUGGAUCACUUAAGGCAAGUGUUGUUGACUCUUAGGAGCAAUAGUUUAUUUGCUAGGAGAUCUAAAUGCUUCUUUGUUGUUGACAAGGAGGUUUGUGAAGCUAUGAGAAACUGGCCUUUGCCUCAGAACCUUAAGCAAUUAAGAGGCUUCUUAGGCUUAGCAGGGUAUUACAGGAGGUUUGUGAAGAAGUUUGAAGUGGUGGCUAAGCCCUUAACUGAAAUGCUUAAGAAGGAUGGUUUUGUAUGGAGUGAACAGGCUAAGGAAGCUUUUCAGUUAUUAAAGAACCUGCUUAGUAGUGCACCAGUUCUUGCAUUACCUGAUUUCUCUAAAGAAUUCAUAGUAGAGGUUGAUGCUUCAGGUUAUGGAAUAGGGGCAGGGCAUGAGAAUGCGGUACCUAAUGCAUUAUCAAGGGUUGAGGAGUUAGAGUGCUGUAGUUUGAGUACUUAUCAAUUGCAGUCUGAUUUGGUUGAUAGGAUCAAAGCUACUUGGUUAACUAAUGUGAAUUUGAUGAAGUUGAUCAAGGAAAUUCAAGAAGGUUCAGCUGUGCAUAAACACUAUAUAUGGUACAAUAAAGAAUUAAGGAGGAAAGGAAGUGGUCAUUCUGGCAUUAAUGCAACAAUGCAAAGGAUCAAGGCUGUGCUACAUUGGAAGGGUUUGACUACUUAUGUGAAGAGGUUUGUGCUUCAAUGGUUGCCCAUGUCUUUUGAGAAGCAAGUCAUUCUAGUUGUGGUUGAUAGACUGAGUAAAGCGGCUCAUUUCAUGACUCUUUCUCAUCCCUAUACAGCAAGUGAUGUGCACAGGGAGUUCAGAUUCAACUUUCCUCCAGUUACCACCCUCAAACUGAUGGCCAGUCAGAAGUGCCAGCCUCAUUCCAUACAUCUCCUUUAUCUUCUUGGUCGGUCCAAAGUUGAGUUGGUGGAUAGAAGUUUGUUUAAGAGAGAAGAGAUGUUGAAGAUGUUGAAGUUCCACCUCAGAAGAGCCCAAGAAAGGAUGAAACAACAGGCUAAUAGGCACAAGACUGACAAGGAGUAUCAGAUUGGUGAUAUGGUAUAUGUUAAGUUUCAUCCCUGUAGGCAGAUUUUUGUGGCUCAUAGGAGUAAUAUGAAGCUGAGUCCUAAGUAUUUUGGUCCCUAUCAGAUUGUUGAUAAAAUUGGAGCUGUUGCUUACAAGCUUGCAUUACCAGCUCAGUCCAAGGUUCAUGAUGUUUUCCACAUUUCACAGCUUAAGAAACAUGUGGGAAAUGUACCAGUUUCGAGUACUCUUCCUUAUCAGUCAGAAGAUGCCUUGGCAGAUAAGGAACUAGAAGCUAUCCUAGAUAGGAUGACAGUUAGAAGGAAGGGAGCAGCAGUGACUAAGGCAUACCUACUCUUCAGGAUUAUCUUCAUUGUACUAGACAUAACAAUUGAGUCUGCAGUAAAUGCAACAUUGAUGUUGGCUAUGUUCUCAAACUUAGACAAGGUUGAUAAUGGUGUUCUUACCACUGCCAGUAGUCAUGUUUCCAUAAACAAGGUUCAAGCUUGA